Molecule: messenger RNA, 1608 nt
Organism: Naegleria fowleri
Lineage: Eukaryota; Heterolobosea; Eutetramitea; Acrasida; Naegleriidae
Exons: 2
Coding region: 1-1608 (535 amino acids)
Source: RefSeq, a predicted model, not a curated record
AUGGUGGUGCAGGAAGACAAUCACGAAUUGAUUUCAACGUUUGGAGAAAACUUUAGAAAUUGUUGGAAUAUGUCCCAAAGUAUGAGCCAUAUGUUACUAUUUGCACGUUCCAUGGUCGUUGAGCAAUGGAUUCCGAAUUCGUUUGGAUGUUCCAAUAUUGCCUUAUGGACGAAAUAUGGAAUUGCGAAAUAUUGGGCCAAUACUGAAAUGGAACCAUUGUUGUUCACGAGUUUUAUCUAUUUUGAUAAUGUUGGAGAGAGUUAUGAUUUGUGCUCCAAAGUUGGAUUUUGGGAAAACAAAUUGAAAUUAUCAUGUCAUGAAUUGUUGUGUGAAAAUACGAAUGAUAACUUGAUCGCUCAUGUCGAGGAAAUGACAGAAAAACAAACAUCGAUCUUUGAUUGGAUCAACUAUUGCCAAUAUUGUUUAAAAAACAACACAUUGAGAUCAUUUCAACAAAAAUUAGGACCAAACACAGGAUGUUUUCCAAAAGACAACACAGUCAAUGAAAUGAUCAAUCGAUUUCCAAACUCUCUUUCCUUUUGUGGGAGUUAUGAUUUUGGAAUUCCUCUCAUUAUCAAUACUAGCGAUCUAGUUCCGAACAUUUUGAAGGAGUUCAGUUUUUCGUAUAUUUGCUAUUGCAGAGAAAAUUUGUUUACAUUUAAGUGUGACAAUAAUUUUACUCAAUUUGUAACUUCGCAAGUGCUCUCCUUUGGUGAAUUUGGCAUCCAUGUUGUGUCUCUCCUAGUGACAUUCUUCUCGACAUUCUUACCAAAGUUGAAAUCGGUUGUUACUCAAAGAAAGUUCUUUAGAAUUUUCACAAUUGCAAUGGUAUUACUCAGUGAAUUCUUUCUCUCUUUUUCCUUUGUGAUCUCUGCAGCAUGGGGAUCAAAUCUUGUGACCACCAUUUUGGGAAACACUGCAUUAUCAUUGGUAUUUUUCAAUCUUUUUUCAUGGAUUGCCUAUUGGUUUCGAUUAGUGCUUUUUGUGAAAACAAGGAAGACAAAGCCUACCAUAGCAGUGUAUGUUGGACUUGCAUUGUUAUGGUUGAUUGUUGGAGCUCUUGUGCCAUGCUUGGUUGCAGUUUUAGGUCAGCAACAAAUACUGCAGGUUGUGCAAUUCUAUGCAUAUUAUAUAAUUGCCCUCUCAUUUGUGGCAUGUAUCAUAUUUAUUAUAUCCUCCAUAUGGAUUUAUUGGGCCAUGAAAAAGGUGUCUGAUGUUAACAUGUUGAACACAUCCUUCAUUCGAUUUGUCGCUUUUUCCUCACUCUCCAGUUUCAUCUUCUCAAUUGCCUAUGUCAUUAUUACUCAAGUCCAAGGAGGCUUAUUAAUAGGAGUUUUGUCGGGAUCAUUCAGUAUUACCACUCAUGUUUCGAUUGCCUCCAUCACUCUUGGACUCACCUACAUGGAAUUUGAAAAGGAAGAAUUCACCGAUUUUUAUGUGUCUUGUUGCAGCAAUUUGUUUGGAAAGUCCUUGCAAUCGACUACGCGUUCGGCAUCUUCAUCUUCGCACACAAAUGUUGAGGAUUAUUCCACCAUUUAUGAAGAUCCCAGCGGUGUUGAGAAUAGUACGUACUAUUCCAAAAUGCCCGUAAAUUCUGAGAAGGACUAG